AUGGAGAUGACCCCACUCGGCGCCGUAUGGUUGGCUUUGCUUUCGGCGAUCGUGGGCAUGAUGGAACAGUCUGAGCCAUCUCUUUGCUACAUCACCAAAGACAAGCUGGAGGCCGUUUGCCGGGGCCAGAGCCUCUUCUCUGUCCCCCAGGGUCUCCCCAUCACUCUGCAGUUGUUGGACCUCUCUUACAACAGGAUCCGACAGAUCAACUCUGGAGAUUUCUCAGCCCUCACCCAGCUGAAAGGCCUCGAUCUAAGUUACAAUAAUAUCGUCUCUGUUGCGACUGAUUCCUUCUCCUCAAACGUACUUCUGGAGCAGCUAAAUCUUUUCAACAACUCACUGGGGGAGAUUCCUUCGCAGGCUUUAAAGCCACUAAAACACCUGAGGGAACUGUUCCUGUCUAACAACCUUUAUCCCCGUUCAACGCUAGAUGGUGUGUUCAGCACGUUAAAUAAACUGGAAGAGCUCUCCAUGGGUGGGUCUGCUAUCCAGACAGUAGGCAGUCAGGACUUCCUUUCAAUAAAGGACAUCCCCUUGAAGAAGUUUGCCCUAAAAACAUCCUCCAAUUUGUUGGAGUAUCAAAAAGGAGCCUUCUCUAAGAUCAACACCACAGCUCUGUGGUGUGAUAUCUCACUGGACAAAAACACCAAGGCCUUGCCUCUGAUGCUUCAGGACUUGCAUGGGAAAUCACUACAAUACCUCCGUUUUCGAAAACUCUUUGAGUUCAUGUACUACAUGAAUACCACAGAUCUCUUUUCUGGCUUGGCAGAUGUAAAAGCUGAAAAGUUGGUCUUCUUCAGGGGAAAAUUUAAUGAGAACUUGUUACGCUUGGUCCUCCUGAAUGUUCAAAAGUCUCGUAUUCAGAACCUUUCGUUCAUAGCUAUUGAUUUUGCUCGUUCACCUGAAUGGAAGCCACCAGAAGCCAGCAUUGCCAAUUUGACCCUCCGCCAUUUGGUGCUGAAGGAUAUUAACAAUCCCGACAUCUUGCGUUUUGACUGGACCUUCACCUGGUUUGGUGGCGUGACUUACCUCUCUAUCCUCAAUGUCAACUUCAACGUUGUGCCCUGCGAUGCCUGGAGUGAGAUGAGGAACGUGGUGGCUCUGAAUGUUUCCAAAAACCGCCUGAAGAACAGCAACAUAUACAACCAGGCCUGCCUUUACCAGGACAUCCUACCCAAAUUGGAAGAUUUAAACAUGACCCGUAAUGAAUUGACCAACCUGCAAACAGUGGCCACCUUGACCUCAAGCUGGGCCCGACUGUCCAAAUUAGAUCUGAGCCACAAUCUAAUUGGAAGCUUGAAUGAGCUUCCUUGUAUCUGGACUCCCAGUCUUGUCUGGCUGGGCCUGGCUUACAAUACAGUUACCCGGGAGAUCUUUAAGUGUCUUCCCACCACACUGCGUUUCCUGGAUAUGUCGAACUCUCAGUUGGAAGGGCUCGAUAUGGGCUACUUCGAACAUGCUGUUGAUCUCCAAGAGCUGCUGCUGAGUGGGAACAAGAUCAAAUUCAUUCCCACAGAAUGGAAGUGCCCAAACCUGAGAACCUUGCACGUGGAUGGCAACUCCUUUGGGGCCAUCAACAAGGGCUCCUUUGAUAACAUGCCGUAUCUCGCCUAUCUGAAGGCUGGGAACAACCCUUAUCACUGUGUCUGUGACCUCUAUGGAUUCCUCCAGGAAGCCUUGAGAGAUGGCAAGCUAACACUGCUGGAUUGGCCCAGUGGGUGGACUUGUUACCACCCUGAACCUCUACUGCACACUUCUGUGGCAGCUUAUGCCCCAAGGGUGACAGAGUGUGACAUCACUGUGGUGGUGGCCAUCGCGGUCUCCAUCACAGCCACAGUGGUAAUUGUCUGCAUGGUGUUGUGUUGGAAGUUUGAUGUUCCUUGGUACCUCAAGGCCACCUUCCGCAUUGUCCGUUCUAAGUACCGGGCUGGCCACUCCCAACCAUCGAAACCGUUUGCCUUCCAUGCCUUCAUCUCCUAUAGCUGCUCUGAUGCCGAGUGGGUGAGGCGUGAGCUCCUCCAGCGGCUGGAGGCUUCCACACCUCCGUACCGCGUGUGCAUUCACGAACGGGAUUUCACGCCGGGCCGUUGGAUCAUUGACAACAUCAUCGAGAACAUUGAAAACAGCCGCAAGGUCAUCUUUGUUCUCUCGCGCAACUUUGUAGACAGCGAGUGGUGCAACUAUGAACUCUACUUUGCCCAUCAGCGGGCUGUGGGCUUAGGCUUCGAAGAUGUGGUUCUGUUGGUGAAGGAGCCCAUCGAUCCGCAAGCUUUACCCAACAAAUUCUGCAAGCUACGGAAGAUGCUGAGCACCAAGACUUACUUGGAGUGGCCUUUGGAACCCAGUCGGCAGCCCUUCUUCUGGCUCCAGCUGAAGUCCGUCUUGGGGAAGGCUGAGAUGGUCAAUAUGGAUCCCAGCAAUGCAGAUCCCAACAAUGCAGUUGUCAGUGACACUGAGUCAAAGUCAAAUGGGGUGACUGACAGUACCUUUGAGCUGGUUAAUCUAUCUGAGGAAGACAUCACUAUGGACACUAAAAUGAGCUAG
This is a messenger RNA of Euleptes europaea (tarantolino), 2544 nucleotides long. RefSeq names its product toll-like receptor 1. The coding region runs from base 1 to 2544 and encodes 847 amino acids. The record is from RefSeq and is a predicted model, not a curated record. The transcript has a single exon. Gene Ontology annotation, cellular component: membrane. Gene Ontology annotation, molecular function: protein binding; transmembrane signaling receptor activity. Lineage: Eukaryota; Metazoa; Chordata; Lepidosauria; Squamata; Sphaerodactylidae. Gene Ontology annotation, biological process: inflammatory response; toll-like receptor signaling pathway; immune response.